AGACACGCCCGGUUGCAUACAUUAUCAGCGACCCCAAACAGUUCGUGUGAACACAAGUUGCUGGCGGUAGACAGAAAUGGCAGUCCCCCUUCCACAUACUGAAGAGACGUCCGAGGGAAACAACUAUCUCAGUAUUAAUAGAUGGGCAUGUAAUCCGCUCACGAAUGUUGAAAACAUAGUAAGAGAUUUCGAAGUGCGACACGACGAUGUGUUCGUCACCGGCUACGCACAAUCUGGUACGGACUGGUUGGCCAGUUUACUUCAACAGUUGUACGACUGGGGUACGCCGAGAGUGACGGACAACGGGUUGAUCCCUACCUUGGAAUUGGCAAGUACUCCAGUUAAAAUGGGAUAUACCGAGUGUACGAGAGCUCCGUCUCCGCGUUUAAUUAAAUCGCAUUUACCGUACCAAUGUUUUCCACGUCAUCACUUUCACGGCAAGACCAUUGUUAUGAUUAGGAACCCCAAGGACGUAUGUGUCGCUCUUUAUGGCUCACUCUGCGCAAACCAACCUGACAAUCAUAUAUUAUCAUGGAACGAUUUUGUUUCUGAAUUUCUAUGCGGGAACCUCCCAUAUGGAUCAUGGAUGGCGCAUAGCACCGACUGGCUGGAAAACAAACCUGCCAACACACUGUUCGUUAAAUACGAGAAUCUUAAAUACAAUCUCCGAAAAGAAAUCGGAAGCGUGUUAGAGUUCCUCGGUCUUCCGGUCACGGGGGCCGCCAUCGAUUCCCUUGCCACGGAUUAUCAACUUUCCGCUACGAUAAAUCUUGGCAACAAACUCGGCUUCUCAAAUAAUGACUGUCGGGCAUACUUCGCAUAUCGUGAUUUUGAUGACGUUGGCUGCUGGAAGAAAUACUUCUCUGUUGCCCAGAGCGACCUUAUGGACGAAGCUCUGUCUGAGAUGAGGGAGAGGGGACACGGAAUGUUUUUGAAAUGACGUCAUGUUCAGCACGUUUAUACGAUAUAUAUUUAAACACUGAAUAUAACAAUAGUUUUGUUUUUUUCUCAAACUUUAACAGAAUGAUUAAAAAAAAUCACUAUAAUGGCAAAAUAAGAAUUAUAAUUCCCAAAAUAAAGUGGCUGAGAAACGCGAGUGUACUAUUGCUAAACAAAAUGCAAGGUAUUUUGUAGUGGUAAUUAUUAUGACAAUAGUUCAUUAACGUGAAUUAUUGUGCACACUCCUUUGAAUGCAUACAAGUAUAGGCUUUUUACCGGAGAAACUUCUAUAUCAAUGAAACAUGCAGGCUUGGACACUUUAAUACAGAAAUAUAACAGUGGCCAAACAGACACUUAUGUUUUUAUACAUAUAUAAACAAUUAUUUUUAUGUACAUUUUUCUUGAAAUGACUAAUUAAUAAAGAGAUGAUGAAAAAAA
Messenger RNA from Saccoglossus kowalevskii, 1377 nucleotides. RefSeq names its product sulfotransferase 1E1-like. Lineage: Eukaryota; Metazoa; Hemichordata; Enteropneusta; Harrimaniidae. The record is from RefSeq and is a predicted model, not a curated record. Gene Ontology annotation, molecular function: sulfotransferase activity.